Messenger RNA from Bactrocera tryoni, 1128 nucleotides. RefSeq lists its product as uncharacterized. The record is from RefSeq and is a predicted model, not a curated record. NCBI's taxonomy places the organism in Eukaryota, Metazoa, Arthropoda, Insecta, Diptera, Tephritidae. The transcript is spliced from 3 exons. The coding region runs from base 116 to 1108 and encodes 330 amino acids.
AUAUCUUAAGUUUUUUUUAGUACUUCUUCAUUAUUGUAAAUACAUUCGUACUAAACUAUAAAAUAAGUAGCAAUUAAAAGUGUUAUUAGUACGUAAAGACUAAUCAUGGUCCACAAUGGAUUUCGAUGAACCUUCCACCAGCCGCGGUGUACGUAGAAGUGAUCUUACCGUUGCAGAAUUAAGAAGGAUGUGGAAUAUUACAAAAGUUGUUCAGACAUUUAGCACUAGGGAGCAAUGCAUUGCCUUUGCGGAACAAGAGGGCUUAAUUUUGAGCAAUAAAUUGUGCCGCAAGCACAAAACACCCAUGAUCCCCACUCUAUUGGGGAAUAAUACGGUGGGAUCUUUUAGAUGCCGUAGAGGUAGCUGCCGUUCGCUGGCCGCAAUAUCGAGGGCCAAAGGCACUUGGUUUGAAAAUGCAAGGAUACCAUUGCCUCAGAUUUUUUAUCUGAUGUUCGCAUACGCUUCUCACUGGUGUCAGACUGAAGUCAGAAAAAACAGCUUUAUAGCUAUUUUGUCAACAGCCACCAUAUGCGAUUGGUACAGCUACUGUCGAGAAGCCGUUGUGUUGUAUCAAGUAGAUCAGGAAGAGGCUGUGGGGAAAAUUGGUGGUCCCGAAAAAAUAGUACAAAUAGAUGAAAGCAAGUUUGGAAAACGAAAAUACAAUAAAGGUAGAAGAGUUGAAGGUCACUGGGUACUGGGCAUGGUAGAGGAUGGGAGCGAGGACUUGAGAUUGGCAGUGUGUCCCGAGAACAUAAGAUCUGCUGAGGUGCUCAUACCUAUUAUCAAGAAGCACGUGGCGGAAGGGUCAAUUAUAUGUACCGACUUUUGGAGGGCAUAUAAUUGCCUUUCCGAUCAUGGGUAUGAGCACCGAAGGGUCAAUCAUAGUGAUCCGGAUAAUCCCUUUGUCGCCCCAGACGGGACACACACUCAAAGGAUUGAGUCACAGUGGCGUGUCAUAAAACGAUACUUUUUAAAGGACAAUUACGCGAACCAACAAAAUUUUACAGAUUUAAUUAUUGAAUAUCUGUGGCUUAAAACUAUACGCAGAAACCACGAAGACCCAUUCGAAAAGCUUUUACAAGCAAUAAAGCAUACAUACCAACCAUAAAUUUGUUUUUGGUUUUAUUU